CUUUUCCGUACCAAACCCCAAAAGCAAAGGCGAAGGCCAACGCUGACCGAUUACGUGGAAUAGUAGGAGAAACACGACGUAACAUUUUCGGAAAAUUAGUCAAAGACGUGGGUAAAUUACCAAGCUGUAGAUUUAUAGUUAUAUUCAUGUUAGAUCUCGUAAUAGAUUUCAUACCGACUCCCUCUUCUCGUUCUUCUUGUCGUAACCACCACUUAAUUAUAAACCCGACGACACCACUCUGUCUUCGUCUCCCUCUCUCUCUUUCUUUCUCUCUGCUCCCUCAGUCCAAAUCCAACAGCCUCGACGCACCUCGAUCUCUCUCUCACUCUGUCUCUCUCCCUUGCUCACUCACAAUAGGAAGAGGAAGAGAAUUGGGGUGUUGAGCAUUUGGAAUAUGAGCUGGAGGGUGGAGGGGAAAGGGUCGGAUCUGGUGCUCCGCCGCCGUAGUUGCCGGAAGUAGGGGGAGGGAGGAGGCCAUGAAGGACAGGAGGAGAAGAGCAGGGGCAGCGUGGAGGGGCUCACCCCGGGCGCCGUCGCCGCCGUCCAGCUCCUCCCUCUGGUUCGCCCUUUUCGUUUUCUUUUGCUUCGCCCUCUUCGCCGCCGUCGCCUUCUCCACGGUCCGCCUUUUCGGAGUGUCAUUCCGCCCGGUGCUGAUGUCCACGUGGCAGUCCCCGGCCAUGAAUGCCGUUUCCGGCGAGCUCCCCAUCUCCCGGCGAGACCCCGCCGCCGCCUUCCCUUCCCUCCAGAUUCAAGAAGCAAUCUCCUUCCCCGACCAAGUCCUCCUCUUCCUCAAAUCCCCCCCUUCCCUCCCCAUUUCCGACCUCCUCUGCCUCUACUACUCUUCCUCCCUCUCCAUCACCCCAGGCGGCGGCGGCGGCGGCGGCGGGCGCCCCGACCUCCACCUCCCCCCUAUCUCCUCCUCCUCCUCCUCCUCCCCCGACCCCCUCCUCGUCCGCUGCCCCCUCGCCCCCAGCGGCUUCUCCAUCUCUCUUUCCCCCUUCCCCUCCCUCUCCCUCGACCUCCCCCCAGUCCGCCCCCACCUCUGGGACCACCUCGCCUACGCCGCCGUCUUCGAUCCCCGCGACAAUUCCACCAUCGUCUUCGCCAAAGGCCUCAACCUCCGCCCCACCCGCCUUUCCGACCCCUCCCGCUACGAGUGCAUCUUCGGCUGGAAUUUCUUCAAGCCCCGGUACCUCCUCACCUCCGCCGUCCUCUCCGCCGCCCAGGAGAUAAUUCGCUGCAAGACCCCCGGCAGCGUCCUCCUCCGCCACCGCCGCCGCCAGUCCAACCGUGCCCCCCCAUUGGUCUCCGUCAAGUCCAAGGGCCGCGGCAGCUUCACCCUCCCCUCUGUUGCUCGCCCCGAGACCAUCUUGUCCCCCCGAGACCGGAGCAAGAAGGAGCACUCCAUGUGCGUGUGCACCAUGGUGCGGAACCAAGCUCGAUUCCUCCAUGAGUGGAUCCUUUACCACUCCCGGAUUGGGGUCCAGCGCUGGUUCAUCUACGACAACAACAGCGAUGAUGGCAUCGAGCAGGUGAUCCAUUCCCUGGCAUCAUCUUCAAAUUACAACAUAACACGCCACUCAUGGCCCUGGAUCAAGACACAGGAGGCAGGCUUCGCACAUUGCGCCCUCCGAGCCCGCGGUCACUGCGAAUGGGUUGGAUUCAUCGACGUCGAUGAAUUCUUGUACCUUCCGAGCAAAACGAGACUGCACGAUGUGCUCCGGAAUUACUCAAGCAAGCCAUGGGUCGGCGAGCUGCGGACUGCUUGCCAUAGCUUCGGACCUUCAGGGAGGAAGUCGAUACCGUCGGAGGGUGUGAUGGUGGGCUACACUUGCAGGAUGAACACCCCCGAGCGCCACAAAUCGAUUGUUCGGCCGGAGGCACUGAAUCCUUCUUUGAUCAAUGUGGUUCAUCAUUUCCAUCUGAGAGAUGGGAUGAGGUAUGUGAACAUGGACAGGGGAGUUAUGGUGAUUAACCACUACAAGUAUCAAGUGUGGGAGGUGUUCAAGGAGAAGUUCUACAGGAGGGUGGCGACCUAUGUUGCAGACUGGCAGGAUGAGGAGAAUGUUGGUUCCAAGGACCGGGCUCCCGGACUGGGGACGAAGGCCGUCGAGCCUCCAGAUUGGCCGAGCCGAUUCUGCGAGGUUCGCGACGCCGGGCUUAGGGAUUGGGUGUUGAGGGUUUUCAGUGACCCCAACACUGGCCUUCUUCCAUGAUAGCUGGGAGAAGAGCUGUAUUUGAUUCAUCACAUCCAUACAGAGAAUGCAGAACAAAAGAAAAAUGAGAGAGAGAGAGAGCAAAGGACUUAGGUAAACUAUUGAAGAUUGAUUACUGUUUGAUUCUUUUUGGGUUUCAUUGAUGUUUCUGUUAUUUUACCACUUCUGCAUUUAUAGAUGAGAGGUAAAUCAUUCUUUUGUAGAUAGAGACAUAAUACAAUACCUUAUAAUGAUAAAGUUUGGAAGGGAUUAACUGAUGGAAGGAAGGCUUGGGUUUUUGUAUUCCAUUUCACUGGUUAUGGUCAUGUCUUUUCUCUGUUUUUCUCA
Phoenix dactylifera (date palm) is the source of this 2543-nucleotide messenger RNA. Its product is annotated as glycosyltransferase family 92 protein Os08g0121900-like. Gene Ontology annotation, molecular function: glycosyltransferase activity. Lineage: Eukaryota; Viridiplantae; Streptophyta; Magnoliopsida; Arecales; Arecaceae. The record is from RefSeq and is a predicted model, not a curated record. Gene Ontology annotation, cellular component: cytoplasm.